AUGUUCACUUUAGAAGAAUGGUUGAAGUCUAAGGCAGCUAACAAUCCUAAGGGAAAGAAGGCAACUUGUAUUGUACUUUUGACAUCAUUUUGGAAUGAUAUUUUCUACACUCUUAAGGUUAUGGGACCUCUUGUACAAGUGUUAAGACUUGUUGAUAAUGAGAAAAAACGUGCAAUGGGAUACACAUAUGCAACAAUGAUCAAGGCUAAGGAGGAUAUUCGAAAAGCUUUCAAUGAUCAAGCAAGAAAGUACGUAGAUGUAUUUGCGGUCAUUGAUGAAAGCAAACCAGAAAUUGAGAAGGAUCCCAUAUUGGUGGAAGCUGAGUGGUGGAAGACUCAUGGAGCACAAACUCCACUUUUGCAAGUAUUGGCCAUUAAAGUGUUGAGUUUGACAUGCAGUUCUUCAGGGUGUGAGCGUAAUUGGAGUACUUUUGAGCAUAUUCAUUCCAAUACGAGAAGUAGACUUGAGCAUAAGAGGUUGGAAGGCUUCGUUUUCGUUAAGUAUAACCAGGCUUUGAAAGAGCACUAUGAUUGUUGUGAUGUGAUUGACCCAAUCGUCUUGAAUAAGGAUGAUGAUUAUAUCAGUGAAUUUAAAGUGGGAGACUCUAGGGAAUAUGGUGAACCUGUUGAAGAAUUAGUUGAUUGGGCUAAUGAGUCGGUGGUCUACACUAGGCGAACAACAAAAGAAAAGGCAGCUCUAAGUGCAUCUAGGGCAACAGCACAAGAAGCAAUAUCGAACGAAGUGGUGGUAGAAGAAGAUGUUCAAGAAGUUGAACGUAUUUAUGUUGAAGAUGAUGGAGAUGAGGAGGAGAACGAACAAUAUAUUGAAGUUGAUGGGGAAGAGGAGGAGGAAGAAGACUAUGUUGAAGAUGAUGAUGAUCUUUGA
Cicer arietinum (chickpea) is the source of this 885-nucleotide messenger RNA. NCBI's taxonomy places the organism in Eukaryota, Viridiplantae, Streptophyta, Magnoliopsida, Fabales, Fabaceae. The record is from RefSeq and is a predicted model, not a curated record.